Molecule: messenger RNA, 4504 nt
Organism: Clarias gariepinus (North African catfish)
Lineage: Eukaryota; Metazoa; Chordata; Actinopteri; Siluriformes; Clariidae
Gene: ddr2l
Product: discoidin domain receptor family, member 2, like
Exons: 17
Coding region: 288-2879 (863 amino acids)
Biological process (GO): protein phosphorylation; cell surface receptor protein tyrosine kinase signaling pathway; multicellular organism development
Cellular component (GO): signaling receptor complex; membrane
Molecular function (GO): collagen binding; protein tyrosine kinase collagen receptor activity; ATP binding
Source: RefSeq, a predicted model, not a curated record
CCUCAAGCAACCGGAAGUGGGAUGUGAUGUGAAAAAAAACCCCUCACACUCGACUUUUCCUUUUUUUUCCCCCUCCGUGUGGAUUGUAACACGGCGAGAAGAAAAGAGAAUACGUGUGUUUAAGUUUUUAAACACCGACCCUGGACGCGACGCCGAUGAGUUAGUUUCCCCGGAGGUCGUUCGGAGGUUGUUCGGCUGAAGAGACGCCGCUGAGGGGAAAAGUCAGGAGGUGACGCUCAGCAGAGAUGUAGUGUGUGUUCUGCAGAGGGAGACUCUGAUGCCUCACCAUGUUACUGCUCCUGCUGUUGGUCCUAAAUCCUAAAGCCAAUGCUCAGAUAGACCCAGCACUGUGCCGCUACCCUCUUGGCAUGGAGGAUGGCAGAAUCAAGAAUGAUGACAUCACAGCCUCCAGCCAAUGGCACGAAACGACCGGGCCACGGUACGCCAGGCUGAACAGGGAGGAGGGCGACGGCGCAUGGUGUCCUGCGGGUCAGCAGCAGCCGACCGAUGUUCAGUACCUUCAGCUGGACCUGCGUCAGCUCACCUUCCUGACGGUGGUGGCCACACAGGGGCGCUAUGCCCGCAGCUCCGGCAACGAGUUCGCCCGCAAGUACCGGCUCGCCUACAGCCGAGACGGCCAUCGCUGGAUCUCCUGGAGGAACCGCUUCGGCAACGAGAUCAUCACGGCGAAUAUGAACACAUACGACUCGGUGGUGAAAGACCUCCACCCGCCCAUCAUCACACGCUUUCUCCGCCUCAUCCCCGUCAUGGACGCCGUGCACACCGUCUGCAUGCGUGUCGAGCUGUUCGGCUGCGCCUGGCAAGAUGGGUUGACAGCGUACAGCGCACCUGAGGGCCACACCAUGAUGGCUCCUGGACAUCCCAUCACCCCCCUGAACGACUCCACCUACGAUGGAGUUCAGGAGCGCAGGAGGUUGUUGGGAGGUCUUGGCCAGCUGACGGACGGUGUGAUCGGUCUGGAUGAUUUCUCUCAGACGCGUCAGUAUAUGCCCUGGCCCGGUUACUACUAUGUGGGCUGGAGGAACGACUCUCUGGGACCGGGCUACAUUGAGAUGGAGUUCCAGUUUGACCGGCAGAGGAACUUCACCUCUAUGAAGGUUCACAGUAACAACAUGUUCUCGCGCGGCGUGAAGGUCUUCUCAUCCGUGUCGUGUGUGUUUAAGCCACGGCUGAUUUCGCUGUGGGAGCAGGAGACUGUGGAGUUUCACACGGUUCUGGAUGAUCGGAACCCGAGCGCUCGGUACGUCACCGUGCCCCUGGAGCGCAGAGUGGCUACGGCCAUCCGCUGCAGGUUCUACUUCGCAGACACCUGGAUGAUGUUCAGUGAGAUCUCCUUCCAGUCAGUGACCAGCCCGCUGCCCACGCUGGGGCCACCACUGAUGACAUCAACGACGCUUGAAGCGCAGACCCGUGUGCCGACCACGCCUACAGGUACAGCUACAGGCGCUGACUUGGUAACGUCUAAGCCCCGCCCACCUGAAGAGAGCAGCACAUCUGUUCUGAUUGGCUGUCUGGUCACAAUCAUCCUCCUGCUGGUGGUCAUCAUCUUCCUCAUCCUGUGGUGGCAGUAUGUGUGCAAAGUCUUGGAAAAGGGUCCGAGGCGUAUCCUGGAUGAGGAGGUGAUGGUGCGUUUGCCCUGCAGCAGUGACUCUCAGUCUCACUCGCCCCCUCUGGACUCCCUGGACUCUCCAUACGAGAGAGUGUUUCUGCUUGACACACGCACACACACUCCGGAGCGCGCUGAGCUUAGAGCCAAAGCCCCAGAUUUGGGUGGUGGUUACGCCGAGCCGGACAUUACCCAGUGUACCCAUCACCAGAGCCUCCAGUCCAGCGUUCCUCACUAUGCUGAGACCCUGAUUGUAAAGCUGCAGGGUGUUACCGGCGGCAACACUUACGCCAUCCCCGCCCUCACUGCAGACUCUCUGACACGGAAAGACAUCACCGCUCCCGAGUUUCCAAGGGAACGCCUCAUCUUCCGGGAGAAACUGGGGGAGGGGCAGUUUGGAGAGGUGCACCUGUGUGAAGCGGAGGGUCUGGUGGAGUUUUUAGAAGAGGACGCUCCUCCGUUAUCCGAUGGCGAGAACUCUGUGCUGGUGGCGGUGAAACAGCUGAGAGCCGAUGCCACCACCAACGCCAGGAAUGAUUUCCUGAAAGAGAUAAAGAUCAUGUCACGGCUGAACCACCCGAACAUCAUCCGCCUGCUGUGUGUGUGUGUGCACUCGGACCCCCUGUGCAUGGUGACGGAGUACAUGGAGAACGGAGACCUCAACAUGUUCCUUUCUCAGAGAGAGAUUGAGAGCACGCUCACGCAUGCCAACAACAUCCCGUCUGUCAGUAUGACAAAUCUGCUGCACAUGGCCGUUCAGAUCGCGUCCGGGAUGAAGUACCUGGCGUCCCUGAACUUUGUGCACCGCGACCUGGCAACGCGCAACUGCCUCCUGGACCGACAGCUCACCAUCAAGAUCUCCGACUUCGGCAUGAGCAGGAACCUGUACAGCAGCGACUACUACAGAAUCCAGGGCCGGGCCGUGCUGCCUAUACGCUGGAUGGCAUGGGAGAGCAUCCUGCUGGGUAAGUUCACCACGGGAAGUGACGUCUGGGCGUUCGGUGUGACUCUGUGGGAAAUCUUCACUCUGUGUACGGAGCAGCCCUACAGUCUACUGACGGAUGAGCAGGUCAUCGAGAACAGUGGAGAGUUCUUCAGGAACCAGGGGAGACAGAUCUACCUGUCCCCUCCCCCGCUGUGCCCCGCCCCUCUGUAUGAACUGAUGAUGCGUUGCUGGAGGCGUGACAUCAGAGACCGCCCCUCCUUCCACAGCCUGCACCAGGCCUUACGACUCCACUCCCCUCGCUCUUGACUGACAUAUAUACUCCAGCCAGUCAGCUCCGAGUGUGAGCCUGCAGUCAUUCCCCUGAGGAGAACCAUAAACUGGACAGCUUUAAUGUAGCGGUGGUGGAGGAGAGCUUCAGAGACGACGACGAUGAUGAUGAUGAUGAUGAUGAUGAUGUCAUUCUGAGACACUCUUUUCUGUUUUCAGUCCUGGAGCACUUGUUUAUUUCUGUUCCAUAAGCAUCUAAGAGCGCUGGCGAGGCCUGUUGGGACUUGGGGGUGUGGCUUCAGUCCAGAGACACUUGAGAUGUUUGUCCUGUUAUUGUUUGUAAAAAUUUAAUAUUGUUUUCGUAACACGUUCGGAAUUUUCUUUCCUUUUCCCGUCCUUGUGAUGUGUCUCUGAGCCUACUGUACGCUCACGGCCUCAAAGACACAGUUCAGCCCAGAAUGAUGCGUACACAGGUUGUAUUUAGGAGUGUGUGUGUGUGUGUGAGGUGAUUUGUACAGUGGAGGCUUUAGGCUUCCUUUACAGGCUGACCAGCGGAGGAUGUGUACGUUUUAUUUUAUACUGAAAUGUUUCUUUAAGGAACCAACUGGAGGAGUGUGUUUGUGUUUGAGUGUGUGUGAGUGUCUGUCUGUCUGUCCUGUGGUCCCUCAUUGCUCAGCACUACUGCCUGUGUUCACAUAGUGUGUGUGUGUGUGUGUGUGGAUGUUGUGUGUGUGUUUGUGGUCACUCCCUCCCACACUGGAGUUAUGAAUCCUGACUAUAAUGUGGAUUUUUUUUGUAUGUAUGUGUGUGAUUAUAAGUUUCUGUAUAUGAAUGUUUUACAGGUUCAUUUGAGAGAGCAGAACUACUGUCAUAGCUAAACGAGUGGAGCGCUUUCCUGAGAGAGAGAGAGAGAGAGAGAGAGAGUGUGUAUGUGUGUGUAAGAGACUGGAUCUUUCUCUUGAUCAAAUCAUGUUUGCUGUAGUAUUGCCUUCACCUCGUAUACCUCCCCUCCCCCCCACCCCAAGACCUUUACACUCCUCAGAGUUGUUUAAGACGCCCAGGAGCACACUUCUCGCAGUGCAUUAUGGGUAAUCUGUAAAUGUCCUGUGUGUUUAUGCGAUCCUGAUGCUCCUGAACAUCACAAUCAUCUCUGAGGGAUCUCGAGGACUUUGUGUAAAGCAAAGAGAACAGAAUAUUCCAGAAGCGGAGAAGCCGAGACCUGACCUCCCUCUCCGUCUCUCUGAGCAGCACGUCUCUCCCUUCUCUUAUCACUAAUUCAUGUUUUAUUUAGCUUCAUUCUGUGGUGCUUAUGUUCUCACACACUUUUUUCUGCGUGCAUGACGUCUCAUCUCAGUCCUCGGUGUGUCAGGUGUGUGUGUGUGUGUAUCAGGUGUGUGUGUGUGUCGGUUCCUCCACUUCCUGUGCGGCUCAGCUGCUCGUGCGUUUGGCUCUCAGGGGGAUUUUAGGAGGAUCUUCUGUAUGGCUGUGUGUGUGUGUGUAAGGUCUCUGUUAUAAGCAGUGUGUGUAUGGCUGUAGCAUGUACAUAAGCAGAUCAGAUGUGUGUAAUAUAUACGGGGGUGAAGGAGGACGUAUUGCUGCAUAGCGUUUCUCCCAGAGCUUUUCUUCUGCUCCUGUUUUCUUCAUUCUUAUUAAAAAAAUAUCAA